AUGUCGUGUUUGGCGCCUCUGGUGGCGCGAUGGGCUGCAAGCUCCGCCGCUGGAAGCAAGCGCCUGGCGGAAGUAGCGUCUUCGAAUCCUGGUGUUGCUAGGGUCGUUUUGAAGAAGGGCAAGGCGCAGAUCUUCGUCACUGGCAAUCCCAUGGUGUUUAGCGGCGCCAUCGAUCGGAUUAUCGGUCGGCCUCCUCCCAAGACGGGGGAUCUCGUGCUUGUCACGAAUGGCGCCGAAGAGCCUAUCGCUUGGGGAGUCUACAAUGCGGUCUCUAUGUUUCGGGUUCGUGUGUUACAAACCCAAGACGAAGCUGCAAGAGAUCCACACUCCAACUUUGAUAUUGAGAAGCUUAUCGAGACUAGAUUGUCUGGAGCUCUUGCGCUUCGAAAAGCUUUGGGCCUUCCUUCCGGUGAAACAAAUGUUUAUCGGCUUGUCAACAGUGAGGGUGAUAGGCUUUCGGGACUUGUGGUGGAUGUCUUUGACAACCAUAUAGUUGUGGCAUCGUCUGCUGCGUGGGUUGAAAAAUACAAGACGAACAUAGAGGAAACUCUCAAGAGAUUAGUCGGGACGAAACUUCUGACUUGGAGGCCAUCUGUGGAGCUGCUGAAGGAAGAAGGCUUCGAAUGCGUGAUUGAAUCAGAAGAAAGCCCCGAAGAAGUUCACGUGCUUGAAAAUGGUAUUGCUUAUCAAGUCUCUUUGGGGGGACAAAAGACUGGAUUUUACGUCGAUCAGCGAGAUAAUCGGCUGGCACUCAGGUCCUUUUGCAAAGAUAAAACUAUUUUGGAUCUUUGCUGCUACACUGGUGCCUUUGCGCUCAACGCAGCCAUCACAGGAGCUUCUCGAGUCAUUGGCAUUGACUCCUCGAAGUCUGCUAUAGACCUUGCGGACGCAAACAUCUCUCUCAACAACAUAGAUCCACAAGUGAUUACGUUUGAGAAGGCGGACAUUGUUCAGUACAUGAAAGCCGCGCUGUCAAAAGGAGAAACCUGGGACGUGGUUGUGCUUGAUCCUCCAAAGCUGGCACCGAGCCGCAAGUUUCUCGAGAAAGCUGCGAUCAAAUACCGCAACCUAAACGCAAUGGCGAUGCAAUUAACCAAACCUGGUGGAUUGCUAAUGACUUGCUCGUGCUCUGGCGCUGUGGCACAAAGCCAGAACUUCUUAUCGAUCAUCCAGGAGGCUGCGAGAGCCGCUGGAAGAAAAGCCGCAUUGCUUCGUGUUUCUGGAGCUGGACCAGACCACCCGAUUGAUCUGGCGUAUCCAGAGGGCUCAUAUUUAACAAAUUGCCUUCUGCGAGUAAUAUAACGCCAUGUGUCUCCUAAAUCUUGGGCCUUAAACCCUUUGAUGCGAACGAAUAUACUCCAGAGGAUUAGGGUUA
Selaginella moellendorffii is the source of this 1375-nucleotide messenger RNA. Its product is annotated as ribosomal RNA large subunit methyltransferase I. The record is from RefSeq and is a predicted model, not a curated record. Gene Ontology annotation, molecular function: methyltransferase activity; RNA binding. The transcript is spliced from 8 exons. The coding region runs from base 1 to 1302 and encodes 433 amino acids. Lineage: Eukaryota; Viridiplantae; Streptophyta; Lycopodiopsida; Selaginellales; Selaginellaceae.